ACGCGCGACCGUUCACAUUUCACCAAACGGCCGCUCCAAUCGCUUUAAAGUUACACUCCGACCGCGGACAGGCGUUUUAUCUCGGGCUGCGUUUUAUUUACGUGCCAUGGUUCAGUUAUAACUCGGUGCUGAAAUUUAAACCGCGGAAUUCAGCCUGCCCGAAAGAAGUGGAGCGCCUACAGCGGCACAUUUGAGCCUUAUGAAGAUUGUUGAGGUCCCACCGUCAGGGCCGUGCGUCACAGGCCGUGAUGUGGGUAGAGUGUAGGGUGCUGGAGGCUGCUUUUGGAGGCAGAAGAAGGUCCCUUCGCUCCACAGUCAUGAGACUCCCCUGCUCCUUCUGGUUCCUGCUGCUUUUAGGCGCUGGAGGUCUUCUUCUGCUGCACCUACAGGACCUCACAGAGACACUCCAGCAACAGCACCAAGGUGCAAAGGUCAUGUUCUCCCAAGUACAGACUGUAAGAAAGGACCAGUGUCCUUACUGUCCUGACAAUGACAGACAGUCGGAUCCAACGGAGGACAACUUUCCUAAACCUGCACAACCAGUGCAACUCCCAGUCUUCCCAUGGAUCCAGAGUUCCUCUCCAAUCAACCCCAGAGAAAUCACAUCAGCACACAUCACAAAGAACCACCGUAAACUCCUCCUUAAGAGCGGCCCACUCAUCCAGCAGCACAAUGCUGACCCUCCUGGCCAGACCAGAGAGAGUCUAGAGCAGGUGCUGCAGUCCCGCCAGAGGCUCAUGAGGGAGGUCUGUGCCAAAUACACUAGCGGAACCAUUAAGCAGACGAUAACCCGCAUGCACGUCUCCCGUAUCUUUGUGGAGGACAAGCACAAACUGCUCUACUGCGAGGUGCCCAAAGCGGGAUGCUCCAACUGGAAAAGGGUGCUCAUGGUGCUUCAGGGUCUCGCUUCUUCUACGGGAGAGAUCCAACAUGACGAGGUGCAUUAUGGGAAUCACCUCAAGCGUCUAGACUCGUUUAAUCAAAAGGGCAUCAUCCGGCGUCUGAAGACCUACACCAAAGUCCUCUUCCUGAGGGAACCCUUCGAAAGGCUGGUGUCCGCUUUUCGGGACAAAUUUGAGAAUCCAAACUCGUACUACCAUCCAGUUUUUGGGAAGCCCAUCAUCUCAAGGUACCGUAGCAAUGCGACGCAGUAUGCCUUGCGGACGGGAGCAGGAGUGACCUUCAAGGAAUUCAUCCAGUACUUGUUAGAUGUGCAUCGGCCAGUUGGCAUGGACAUCCAUUGGGAGCCGGUUGGCCAUCUCUGCAGUCCCUGCCUGCUGGAUUAUGAUUUCGUCGGGAAAUUUGAGACUCUAGAAGAAGAAGCCAAUUUCCUUUUGAGAAGCAUCAGUGCUCCUAGCAAUUUAACAUUCCCUAGCUUUAAAGACAGGAACCCUAAUGCGGAAAGGACAUCUUCGGAAAUCACACAGAGAUAUUUUGCGCAGCUAAACGUGACCGAGAGACAAAGGGCGUAUGACUUUUACUACAUGGAUUAUCUGAUGUUCAACUACUCCAAACCGUUUAAAGAUUUAUACUGAGGCCUUUUACCGUGAACUUUCUGUGGGCCUUUGUCUUAGUGAGGUUAUUUUAUUACUUUCAAAAUGUUAUUUAUCUGUCGACCAAUUUCAAUGUGAAAUAUUAAUCGCACUCUAUAGUUACCUCUGCAAGCUGGUCCUUGCGUUUAGCUUAUUUAUUAUUAAUUCUGUUCAAUGAGAACCCCUGAAAGAGACAGUUCACCCAUUUGGGCAUCAUUAUGCGGGUAAUUUUGGGGUGAACUUUAAAAUGUCGUGUGUCAUGUUUCACAGACUGUCUAGAAUACAUAGACUCUACUAAGAAUGUGUAAAACUUGUCAUGAUGUUAUUUAUUAAAGUGUUGCAGGCAGAUGAUUUUACGCACAGUUUUGAGUAUCACUUUACUCAGUAUAACGUGUCAAAACAUGGUCAACGAUGUAGUGGUUGGGUUUGGUGCAUCUGAUAAUGACAAAGUCUGCAUUUUUGUGAAUGUAUAGGAACAGUUUGUCUACACAGUGUGUCAUGUAUAGGAGCAUGACCUACCACACCUUUGCCUUACUUUCACAUUUCUUUGUUUUCUGGAUAUCAAUAAACGUUUCCACCAUCUUUCAAUGUA
Danio aesculapii is the source of this 2124-nucleotide messenger RNA. RefSeq names its product carbohydrate sulfotransferase 8. Gene Ontology annotation, cellular component: membrane. Gene Ontology annotation, molecular function: sulfotransferase activity. Lineage: Eukaryota; Metazoa; Chordata; Actinopteri; Cypriniformes; Danionidae. Bases 249 to 1535 code for a protein of 428 amino acids. The record is from RefSeq and is a predicted model, not a curated record. Gene Ontology annotation, biological process: proteoglycan biosynthetic process; carbohydrate biosynthetic process. The transcript has 4 exons.